Messenger RNA from Penicillium bovifimosum, 642 nucleotides. RefSeq lists its product as uncharacterized. Bases 1 to 642 code for a protein of 213 amino acids. The record is from RefSeq and is a predicted model, not a curated record. The transcript has a single exon. NCBI's taxonomy places the organism in Eukaryota, Fungi, Ascomycota, Eurotiomycetes, Eurotiales, Aspergillaceae.
AUGUCUUUUCCAGCCGACUUUGUCUUGGUCGGCGGCGCAGCCACAAUAUUUGAAGGCCACAAGAGGUCGACAACCGACGUCGACAUCCUGAUCCGGUCUCAGACCGUUAUCGACUCUCUUAGCUCCGUUGAGGGCUUCGAGGUGAUUGGGGGCCGGCUCUCAUACCGAGAAGUCAUCGUUGAUCUGCUCACCACCAUUGACGACCGUUUCACCUAUCAUCAGGUGGACGGGUACGUGCGGCACGUGGAGGGUGUUCGUGUGUUGCAAACCGACUUCGCCCUAGCCAUGAAGAUCAGGUGCUUCUACCUCCGUUCCGAUGAUUCAAACGGCCUUGAGAAGCAGCAAACCGACCUAUUGGAUGCUGUAUUCUUGGCCAAGGCAAUGAAGAAGGCUGGCCAGACCAUCUGGGACAGUUGUGCGACGCUGUUCCAGAUCGGCUGCUAUCACGCUGUUCUGGUCCGGCUCCAACUGAAGUUCAACGACUUCAAGGUCCUGGUGGACGUGAGCUUUGGGCGACUGGUCAUCCCAUGGGAGGCGAAUACGCCAGAGCAGCAGGAAUACUACUCCCUGGUUGCUCCUGAAGGCACCGAUCCGUUGACGGUGCCACUGGACGAGGACCUGUUCGAAAACCCUGGCGAAUAA